AUACACCAAAAUAUGACUUAAUCUAUAAGGUUCAAUUUGAAUAUUGAAUUGGGAUGUUUUGUGGUGAUGAGUGAUUUGAAAUUGUAAACUGAUCGAUUCAUUCUAUUGAUGUCAAAUUUGAAAAGGAAAGAAUUUUAAAUCACAAGUGAGUAAAUCUUUAAACGUUUAUUAAUUGAUUUUUAAAACUUCAGUAAAUAGCAGGAAUUUAUAUCACAGGCAACCAUCACCCACCUGGUUGUCCGUCCAAUUGUCCUUCCAUCCAUCCACCCUUGAGUUUCGUGCAGUAUGGCGCCCCGGUUCGCUGUGAUAUUGCGCACCAAUCUCAAUUCCGUGAAAAACACAAACGACUUCCUCAAGGCCACUUCACAGUUCCUUUCUCAGAGGUUUAACACCGAGGAAAAGAACCUGACGUUGGAGGUUCACACGGACGUGGCGAUCAUGCGAGGUGGCACUACGGACCCUGCUUUCAACAUCGACGUCCACCACAACACGGACGCCGUUACCAAGGCGACCAAGGUGGACAUUGCGGAGGACAUUGCCGCCUUCAUCAACAAACAGCUUGAUGUCAACAUCGACAAAACUCUGGUGCUGUUCUUCGACACGAGGAAAUGCACAUAACACGAUCAAGGACGAGACUCAAUUGCGGACAUUGUGAUAGUGUAUAGUGUACAUGUAUGAGAUACUGUGAUAAUUUAUGUUGCUGCAUGGUAUAUUGAACUUACUCAUCACUAAGAUUUUUUUGUAUGUUUCAACAGUUUCAUCAGUUUCGAUAUUCCAUCAGUAUAUAUCGUUUCUUACUGUGAAUGUGAAGGUACACGCUUUCUUUUAAUGUAAAAUGUAUACUGAUAUUAAAAAGGCUUACAUAGAUAACUAUUAUCAGGCAAGGCCGAAUAUGAUUACAUUCAUGCAAUUAUUCACCUCAAAACACCUAUGUAAAUAGAAAAUUAUCGAUGUAUGUAUUAAAAACUUUCGAGUUGAGAAAGACCUACUAUAUUUAUUACGGAUAAUAUUUAUUUAAUUUUCCUUCCGCUAUAUGUAUGUUGUGCUAUGGUAUUGUGAUUGUUAAAUCUAUUUGCAAUUGUAAAUCUGGAAGAUUGACUGACCAUUGGCUAUAUCAUAUUACUGAUUAUGUACGCAUGUGGAUAUUGCCUAUUGUAUUCUGAAAUAAACUCUUAACUUGA
Messenger RNA from Mya arenaria, 1181 nucleotides. RefSeq lists its product as uncharacterized. The record is from RefSeq and is a predicted model, not a curated record. The coding region runs from base 286 to 618 and encodes 110 amino acids. The transcript has 4 exons. NCBI's taxonomy places the organism in Eukaryota, Metazoa, Mollusca, Bivalvia, Myida, Myidae. Gene Ontology annotation, molecular function: phenylpyruvate tautomerase activity.